UCUAAGAAAAUUUUGAUUUUUUCAUAAAUAAUGAAAUGAUUAGAUACAUGAUUGAUUUGUUUUUGAAUAGAAUCAACACAAAAAACAAUAACAAAAAUUAAUCAUGCAAAAAAUCGAUACACGUCAUACGUAUCAACAAAUGAUACAACAACAUCAAACGGCUGCACAGAAUUUUCAGCCAACAAAUCAAUUAAUAUUAGCAUCCGGUGGUUAUGAUAAUACUAUUCGUAUGUGGAAUGUUGAUAAAGGUUUUUGUGAUAAAUUUAUACAGAAUACGGAUAAUUCACAUGUAAAUGCAUUAGCUAUAACGCCCAAUCGUGAGCUAUUAGCAUCGGCUGGUUUUCAGCAUAUUCGUUUAUAUGAUGUUCAAUCGAAUGCGAAUACACCGUUGAUUAAUUUUGAAGGUAUUUCUAAGAAUGUCUCAAGCAUUGGAUUUAGUCCAAGCACUACAUUUAUGUAUACGGGUGGUGAAGAUUUUUAUGCACGUAUAUGGGAUACACGUUCACGAAGAUUAACAUGUCAAAGACAUUGUGGCCUAAAGACACCGAUCAAUUCAUUGUUUUUACAUCCAAACGAAAUUGAAAUCUAUAUAGCUGAUCAAAGUGGUUCGAUUUGGAUAUGGAAUCUACAAAAUGAUCAAUUACAACGUUUAUUUGUUACUAAUGAUGGUUUUAUUCAACAUAUUGCCUAUGAUAAAGAAUGUCGAUUAUUGGCGGCUAUCGAUACAUUAGGUAAAUGUUAUAUAUUUCAAAAAAAUGGUGAAAUGACCGCUAGUGGUUAUCUACAUCGUAGGCUUAUAUUUCAAGCACAUGAUAAAUAUGGUCUUAAAUGCUGUUUUUCACCCGAUUCAACAUUAUUGGCAACAACAUCGGCCGAUACUACUGUAAAAUUUUGGCGUACAUCCGAUCUAUCAAUUGUAAAUUCAACAAAUACCAUUCAAAUCGAUGAUCCAUCAGAGACUAAAGCAAAUCAAAAACCUAAAUCACAAACAAAUGCAGGUGCAUAUGAACAUUUUUUGCGUUGUAAAGAUCUAUGGCGAAAUACCGAUGAUGCGGCUGCUGGUGAUCCGGCUGCUUUAGCAAUGUUAGGCGCACCAUUUCUUGCAAGAUUAUUUCCAUGGAAAAAGAUUCAACCACAAAAACCACCACGUUGUUAUCUGAAACGACGUCGUCAUAAUCAUUCAUGUGAUGCAAGUAAUCGAAAUACAUGUUGUAAAUAUGUAAACAAUAAUCAUAAUGGUGGUCGAUCAAGUGUUAAUGGAUGUGCACGUUGUUCUACUUUGACCAAUGGUUAUCGUAAUCGAUCGAUUAACAGUUUUAAUAUAUUACAAUCUGCAUUGAAUGAUUCAAAACAAUUCGAUAAAAAUGACCGUAAUAGUUCUCAACAACAACAGCAACAUGAUCAUCAUCACCACCAUCAUCAUCAUUUUCAUCAUUCACAAUUCAAUGGAAAUAAUUUAUAUCAAUCAGUUUAUACCAAAUAUUUGGAUAAUAAUUAUAAUGAAUUGUAUAAUAAAUUGGAAGGUCUUAGUUUACAAAAUGGUGGUCAAACAACACAUAAUAACGAUAUAUUUACAUUGGAACAACAAGAAGAUGAAGAAUUUUUACGUAUAAUUAAAGAAUUAAAACUAGUCGAUAGUGAUUUUGAUGAUGAUGAUGAUGAAUCAGAUGAUGAAAAUGAUAAUCUACAAACUGAAAAUGGACAUAUUAAUUCGAUUGAAAUUAAAACCUCGGAUGAUGAUGAUGAUGAUGAUGAUUUAGAUGAUGGUAUUGGUGAUAUUGUUCAACCGAUAACAAUUGAAAAUAAUAAAAAAAAUUAUAUUGGAAGAAUGAAGAAAAAAUCAUUAACAAAUUCACAACAACAACAACAACAGAAUGUUGAUUGUUGUUGUUCAUGUGAUUUGCCAAAUUUUCUAAAUAAUGAUAAUAAUUUUAAUGAUAAUGAUCAAUAUGAAAAUGGUGGUGGUGAAUUAUAUGAUAAUAAUGAACGAACAGCAGUGAAGAAAAAACAGAAAAAUGAAUGGUCAUUAACUGAACAGAUAACACCAUUUCAGAUGCUUAAACGAACGAAUCAAAGAUGGGUUUGGGAUCUUGCAUUUUCAGCUGAUUCACAAUAUGUUUUCACUGCAUCAUCCGAUCAUUAUGUACGAUUAUGGUCAGUUUAUAGUGGUCAAAUGACACGAGAAUUUAGUGGCCAUCAAAAAGCUGUUACUGCAUUAGCAUUUUCCGAUGUUUUUGUUGAAUGA
Messenger RNA from Dermatophagoides pteronyssinus (European house dust mite), 2245 nucleotides. RefSeq names its product MTOR associated protein, LST8 (gene Lst8). Gene Ontology annotation, cellular component: TORC1 complex; TORC2 complex. Gene Ontology annotation, biological process: regulation of actin cytoskeleton organization; TOR signaling. The record is from RefSeq and is a predicted model, not a curated record. Gene Ontology annotation, molecular function: protein binding. Lineage: Eukaryota; Metazoa; Arthropoda; Arachnida; Sarcoptiformes; Pyroglyphidae.